Vicia villosa (hairy vetch) is the source of this 828-nucleotide messenger RNA. RefSeq lists its product as uncharacterized. The coding region runs from base 1 to 828 and encodes 275 amino acids. The record is from RefSeq and is a predicted model, not a curated record. The transcript has a single exon. Lineage: Eukaryota; Viridiplantae; Streptophyta; Magnoliopsida; Fabales; Fabaceae.
AUGGAUAUUUUCAAACAACUCCAAGUGAAUAUCCCAUUUUCCGAAGCGUUAGAACAAAUGCAAAAAUAUGCAAAUUUCAUGAAGGACAUUCUCACCAAGAAAAAGAGGUAUUCGGAAGAGGAGACUAUUCUACUUGAUGCUCGUUGUAGUGCCAUAAUCCAAAAGACACUACCAAAGAAAGAAGCCGAUCCAGGACGUGUUACCUUGCCGGUUACAAUCGGAGGUCAUUACAUAGGUAACGGUUUGGUCGAUUUGGGCUCAAGUAUUAAUUUAAUUCCGUUGUCUAUCAUCAAGAGAUUGGGAAACAUAGAGAUGAAGCCGACCCGAAUGACUUUGCAACUAGCCGAUAAGUCUCUCACCUCUCCUUACGGAGUUGCACAAGACAUGCUAGUCAAAGUGGACAAUUUUUUGUUCCCGGUAGACUUUGUGGUAGUUGAUAUGGAAGAAGACCGUGACGUACCAUUGAUACUUGGAAGACCUUUCAUGAAAAUAUCCCGGAUGAUGAUCGACAUAGACGAUGGUCUUAUGAAGGUGAGAGUGCAAGAUGAAGAAUUCACUUUCAAUCUCUUUGAAGCAAUGAAGCAUCCCAAGGAUAAACAUGACACAUUUCGAGUAGAUGCCAUCGACGAGGAGAUUGAGGAGGUUGCUAAUCAAGUCCAUAUCUCUAGUCCCUUGGAAAGAUCUCUUAUAGGAGCUUACAAUGUCUUAUCUGAGAUUGAAGAAAAAGAAAUGGAAGCAUUCUUGAAUGAGUUAGAAUCCUGUGGGGAGAUAGAUCAUAAUGUAGAAAAGAUAGAAGAGUUGAAUGCGGAAAAGAAAUUGGAAGAAUAA